Molecule: messenger RNA, 99 nt
Organism: Histoplasma mississippiense
Lineage: Eukaryota; Fungi; Ascomycota; Eurotiomycetes; Onygenales; Ajellomycetaceae
Exons: 2
Coding region: 1-99 (32 amino acids)
Source: RefSeq, a predicted model, not a curated record
AUGGCGCUCGUGCCUGGAGUUUUGGCUUACGUCGGGUACAAAACUGAUGGAAAGCUCGAAUUCAGAGGCAAGAGAAGAGGGGAUACGAUAGUGGAGUGA